Messenger RNA from Pygocentrus nattereri (red-bellied piranha), 1172 nucleotides. RefSeq names its product overexpressed in colon carcinoma 1 protein. The transcript has 6 exons. Bases 193 to 381 code for a protein of 62 amino acids. Lineage: Eukaryota; Metazoa; Chordata; Actinopteri; Characiformes; Serrasalmidae. The record is from RefSeq and is a predicted model, not a curated record.
CUCUCUCUCUCUCACUGUGCCACUGCAGACCAUCCCAGGCUGCACUGGAGAGAGAGUGAGUGAGGGAAUCAGUGCAGCAGAGAAGUGCCAUCUCUAGUCGUCCUUUUUUUUUCCUUUGCAUCCCAUUUUUUUGCCACUCGUGUCCUGAAUCACUCUUUCCAGUUUGCUGUUCUGUCAGAGUGGGAUGCCAGUAUGGGUUGUGGAAAUUCUUCUGCCACUAAUACUACAGCGGGAGGUCCUGCAGAGGCUGCUAAGGAUGUGACUGAAGAGCCCUCAACAGAUGAUGAGAAAAGAAGGAACUAUGGAGGAGUGUAUGUUGGACUACCGACAGAUCUGACCACAGUAGCAGCAAGCCAGUCUAAAUCCACGCGGAAAGACUAGCAAACUGUAAAACGGAACAGCAGGAAAGCGUAAUACAGUUAACUAUGUAAACACAGGAGCUUUUUAUGGACUAGUGACAGGUUGAGAGUUGAUAUCCACUCAGACGAUCACUGAAAAUGACUCCUCCGGAUGGGCCUAUAUGGAGUGGGGUUCUGUGUGGAUCUUCAGAGAGCUUGUCUGUGAGUGAACCAUCUCUCUCUGACUGUGUUUUCUAUCGGGCUCAGAGAGGUUUCUAGGAAUGGAAACAGCAGCCCUAGAGGAGAUCCUGGCAUUUAAAUGGCAGUGGAGUCAACAUGGCAGGGCAUUCACAACUCAGGAACACUCCUGAACCUUGACCGCGAUGAAGGCACGUCAGCACCCAAACAGCUCCGGGUCUCUGCAAUAAAAGACUUACCUGCAUCUCUAUUGUAGGACAAUAGCUCUAUAGCAAAGCCAUCUAAGGACACAGACAUUUAGCUCAGAGGAUUACAGCUGUAUGCGGCUUUUAGUGAUGGUUACUAUCACUGUAUGAAGUGAAACAUUAGUCCAGCUUUAUGUAUGUCUUCACAGAAGCUGUCAAGCGAAGUGGUUUUCAUCAGCAUUCAUGAUCAAACAUUAAUAUACACCACAUCACCUCAUUAGUACAAAUGAGCUAUUUUGAAAUAGAUAAUAUUGUAAGAAAUUUUAUAGACAUAUAUGUACCACUUUCUUGCUGUAUUUAUACCAUUUCAAAUACAUGACUUGCGAUUGUAAGUUAAAUUGUUUGUGUCCACCACAGACUAUGUAUAAUGAAGAUCUGAGAUUUGAAUAGC